Molecule: messenger RNA, 1857 nt
Organism: Eimeria necatrix
Lineage: Eukaryota; Apicomplexa; Conoidasida; Eucoccidiorida; Eimeriidae
Exons: 1
Coding region: 1-1857 (618 amino acids)
Source: RefSeq, a predicted model, not a curated record
AUGGCUUUCUUCGAGCCCCUGGGGGCCGGUUCUUCCCUCGCUGCUGCGGGGAGUACAGACACGGCUGCUGCUGCUGCUGUUGCUGCAGAGCCUUUGCUGCCAGCAGCAGCAGCACCAGCAGCAGCAGCAGCAGCAGCAGCAGCGGGCGGCGCCGCGGCGCACUCGCGGCGCGCGAGCCGCAGCAGCAGCGCCGCCGCCGCUGCUGCAGACGCAGAAGCAGCAGCAGCAGCAGCAGCAGCAGCAGCAGCAGAGGAGGCCCCCGGGCUGCUGCAGCUGCUGCCUUCGCUCUCGCUGCUGCCGCCGCUGCUGCACCGCUACGCAGGAACUUCUAAGGAGUCGCUGCUGGUGGGGUUGUUGUGCUGCUGCAUCAACGUGCUGCUGUACCUCACCAACGGGGUGCUGACGCGCGUGCUGCAGCAGCAGCAGCAGCAGCAGCAGCAGCAGCAGCAGGGCUGCCCCGGGGCCGCGGGCUGCGGUGUACGUACACCCCAGCCCCUCGCGGAAAACCUCCGAGUCCCUUAUUUGAUGGUUUGGGUCCCUCAAGUUUGCCAAAUAGUUUUUCUUUUUGUUGCAGUUCACCUCAUCAAACAAAAGUACAGCCCCCAGCAGCAGCAGCAGCAGCAGCAGCAGCAGCAGCAGCAGCAGUGCCGCCUCAUCAGCAUGCAGGACAUGCGGGCCGCCUGCAGCAGCAGCAGCAGCAGCAGCAGCAGCAGCAGCAGCUCCUUGGCGGAGGAAAGCGAAGGCCUGUACGCGGCGCUGAUGCCGCCGGAAGGCAGCAGCAAAGCCGCGGCCGAAGAAGACCUGGAGCUUGCUGCUGCUGCAGCAGCAGCAGCAGCAGCAGCAGCAGCAGCAGCAGCCCCCCCGCCGCCGCCCCGCCGCCCCGCAACAGCAGCAGCAGCAGCAGCAGCAGCAGCAGCAGCGGUGUGGCGGGAGGCGCGGAGGAGCUACUGGUGCGUCGAGGUGUAUCUACAGGAGCUGCAGUACGAAGGACUGCAGCAAGUGUUUGUGGGGUGUCUGCUGCUGAGCUGUCUGUACACCCUACAGGGGUGGUGUUGGGGGGUGGCUGUGGGGUUUCGGGGAAUGAGCAUUUCGGCUGUAACUGCAGUUUACAGCACAAACCCUCUGUUCGUGUUUGUGUUUAGCUGCUGCUGCAGCAGAGCAGCAGCAGCAGCAGCAGCAGCAGCAGCAGCAGCGCAGCAGGCCGUGGCGCUGCUGCUGGGCUCGCUGGGCGUGGCCCUCAUCGCCUACAGCAACCAGGGCGAGCCCCAGUCUGCUGCUGGAGUUGCUUUUGCUGCUGCUGCUGCUGCUGCUUACGGGCUGUUCGAAGUGCUGUACAAGUUUUAUUUGCUGCAGCAGCGCAGCAGCCACCCGCCGCUGUUCGAGCUGCUGGUCUCGGGGCUCAUGGGAGCUGCUGCGCUGCUGCUGCUGUGGCUGCCGCUGCUGCUGCUGCUGCUGCUCGGCUGGGAGGCGCCGCCCGCCGGCUGCCCCUCGCCCCUCGUGGCCUUCCUGCUGCUGCUCAGCUGCUGCUGCAGCGCAGCCUACUGCUUGCUGCUGCAGCUCGCGCUGCUGCUGCUGCCUUCCCCCCUUCUCGUGGCCUUUUGCUUCUUCCUUUCCCUUCCUGCUGCUGCAGCAGCAGAUGCUUUAAGGGGAGAGGGCGGCGGCGCCGGCAGCAUCGGGCUGGCCUUCGUGGCUUUCGCGCUGCUGAUUGCUGCAGCAAACGAGGCCAGCCUCAAGGACGCAGAGCAGCAGCAGCAAGCAGCAGCAGCAGCAGAGCAGCAGCAGCAGCAGCAGUUGCUGCUGCUCCCAGACGCAGGGGACGCGCGCAGCAGCAGCGAAGACCUGCUGCCCAUCGCAUGA